CCUGUAGCUUCCCGCGCUGCGGCUCCCAGAGCCACCAGUUCUACCGCCUGCCCAGACUUAGCUGAGCCAGCACCUGGCCCUCCAUACGGAGCGGCCAUCGACGUGAGCAUCCUGGCGCCGGGCAAGGGUCGGGAGGCUCCUGUUAGCCGGCCGCUGCUCGCACUGCAGCUGCUGCUGCCGCCUCUGCCCACAGGCGCCGAUAACAAGCACGUAGCAAGUCCCAGCUGCCACACAGUGGGCCACGCCCCGUGCCUGCUCAUGGGGCUGCGCCUCUCGCCCUUCGUGUGUCGCCGCGGCCCGAGCCCCAAUACUGGGCCCCCUGCCUGGGAUACCCUCGGCCUGGACGUACCGCCCACCCUGGCUUUCUUCCAGAGAUACCCUCUUCCUUGGCCUGCGGCCCGCGGUGCUGUCCUGCCUCCCUCCGGGGUUCAGGAACUAGGGGAAGCGCGAUGCAGCAGCCUCCGCGCAGGGCUCCCAGCCAAUGCGCUCCGGAGUCUGCGCGCCUGGGAACCCGCGCCUGAACCGGACGCGUGGCUGGGCGCCUGUUCCUGGAUCUUAGCAGAGCAGGCUAGGUAUGUGGGGAGAGGAAGUGUGGCUGGGACGGCAGCUGGAUCGGGGGUCUCGGGAGAUCUGAGCCUGGAGAGCCCGUCCGCGUGCCCACCAAGCACCCUCGGAUCUGUACGCACCCCACUCCACAGGGAGAAAGGGUUUCUUGGAGCACGUUGUACCCUUCCAGCCUGGGGGUGGGUGGAUAGUGGAGGGCGCACAGCCUUCUCCCCACGGUCCUACUCUGUUUUUUUUCUAGAGCUUUUGGAGAGUCUCUGGCUCAGCCGUGAUUCUCUCGACUCGUCUUGAACGCAGCCCCAUAUCCGCGGAGUCCCGCACCUGAUCUUUAGUCGCUCCAGGACAUGCAGUUCAGGCUAGGCUUGGGCACCUGGUCAAUAAAAUUCGCCUGGUUCCUACGCCCCACA
Messenger RNA from Pteropus alecto (black flying fox), 971 nucleotides. It is a transcript of the gene NPW, whose product is annotated as neuropeptide W. Gene Ontology annotation, molecular function: G protein-coupled receptor binding. Lineage: Eukaryota; Metazoa; Chordata; Mammalia; Chiroptera; Pteropodidae. The record is from RefSeq and is a predicted model, not a curated record. Gene Ontology annotation, biological process: feeding behavior; G protein-coupled receptor signaling pathway.